AUGGCCUGGCCUAAACUAAUCACUAAUGGCAAACAUUUGGAAAAUACUGAAACUGAGAGUGUUACCUUCUGGGAACGAAUUCGUACUUCACCCACCAGUAGAUUUGUUCAAGAGCAUACUUUUGGUAAUCCAUUAGAGACUCCUGCAGUGUGGCCUGUGCACAUCCAACUUACUUCUUCUGUUAACUUGAACUUGGAAAGAAACAGUGCCUUACCUGUUGAUGCUGCCGCAGUGUCAGGGAAAACAUCUCUGGUUUGUUCCCAAGAAGUUGAGAAGUUAAACGAAGCUUUUGACAUUUUGCUAGCUUUUUUCAUUUUAGCUUGUGUUUUAAUUAUUUUUUUGAUCUAUAAAGUUGUCCAGUUUAAACAAAAACUACACACACCAGAAAACUCAGGGGAAAAUAGACUGGAAUAUUACAGCUUUUAUCAGUCAGCACGGUAUAAUGUAACUGCCUCCAUUUGUAACACUUCCCCUAAUUCUCUAGAAAACCCAAAUUUGGAGCAGAUUCAGCUUCAUAAACAAAUUGUUCCUGAAAGCGAGGCACAAGUCAUUCUCUUUGAACAUUCUGCUUUAUGAACAAAUAUUGGCUUCAACAAAACUAGAAUUACAUGAACACAAAAUUGAAUCAUUGUUACAGAAUUAUAUGCUUUGUUUGGAAAUAGGAUUUCAUGAACAUAGCAUUAUUA
Molecule: messenger RNA, 686 nt
Organism: Perognathus longimembris pacificus (Pacific pocket mouse)
Lineage: Eukaryota; Metazoa; Chordata; Mammalia; Rodentia; Heteromyidae
Gene: Lrrc70
Product: leucine rich repeat containing 70
Exons: 1
Coding region: 1-576 (191 amino acids)
Source: RefSeq, a predicted model, not a curated record